AUGGCCUCGCCCACACCAUACAACAUCUCUCUCACUAGCUCUAGUCCUGAGUUUAUCUAUUCUCCAUUUCGCGGUGGCUCUCCCGCAUCACAGGGCGACCCAGCCGGAGGUUGGAGGUCCAGCUUGUAUGAUUUUGACUGGACCGUUUGGACCGGGACACUAGGCACAUAUCAAGCUGGCCAGCCGGUACGCGAGGCGUAUGCCAAUGGGGCCAGCGUGUCGCUGCAAUUCGAGGGCACCGCGAUCUACCUCUGUGUUAGCCCUACUGGAUCGUCAUACACCUUCACAGUCGACAACAAUCCUGUGACCACGUCUAGCCCUGCGUCUUCCGAUCCAGCAUGUGCGAACACAGAUGCCCAGGUUAUGGCAUAUGCCACCGGUCUCGCAUAUGGCAGUCAUUCUGCAACUGUGCAGGUUAAUGCCGGAACAGGCGCUGAUUUUCUCUUCCACGGAGGUGUGGUCACCCUAGGAGUAACAGGUCCUUACCCGACCGUGAGGCGCAUAGACGAUACCGAUCCCAGGUGGAACCUGCAGCCAGCCAGUACGUGGACAGGCUAUGUCGGGAACGAGUACACGCAGGCGAGCUACAACGGGACGUGCACCUGGACGUGUUCUUGGGGCAGCGCCGAAACCGCAAGCUAUACAUUCUCCAGUGAGCGCCUAUCCCCACCUCACGUCCCCGACCCGGCUAACUCGAUCUCAGACUCCUCAACCGUCCUCCUCAUCGGCAAAGUAUCCUACGACAGCGGGCCAUUCACGAUCCAACUAGACGGCCAGUCCUCGGUAUGGAACAACUCCGACCUAUGGUGGGAAGAACAACAGGUACUCUUCUUCCAGUCCGGUCUGGACCCAACGACGCAGCAUACGAUCGGGGUGAGUAACUGGGAUGGCGCAGAUUCGAACGCGACCCGCCCGAGCGACCCGGGCAGUGCACCGUGUUUCCAGUUCGACGAACUGGUGCUCAUACAGCCGGGUACGUUACCGCCGAACGCGAGUGGGAGCCCCACGUCCUCGAUGCCAGGAGCUUCCCCUACCGGUAAAGGGUCUUCAGGAUCGGGCUCAGGCUCGAGCUCGUUUCCCGUCGCUGCCGUAGCAGGAGGAGCAGCAGGCGGCGCCGUUGCCCUAUGUAUCCUUGCCCUCCUCCUCUGGCUCUGUUUCAGACGCCGACCGGAGCCGGUGGACGACGAGCCCCCGUUUCCCCUGCCCGAAGACCACAUGACGCAGUACAUAACCAGCGCUUACUACCCUCCGUCCACUUUCUCCCAAGCGGAGUAUGCGAGCCAGUCGACCUCGCAGCUCGAGCAGGGUACCAUCAGUGGACAGAUCUCUGAUGCUCCUCCUGCCCCGGCCCCGGCCCCUCGUCCAGGGGUAGGGGAACCGAAGGACUCGGGAGGGACACUCCGGGUCUUGUCAGCGUCCACCCUGCCUCCGGGUGCGGCGCCCGCCAGCCCACCGGGUGCUGGGACUGCGGCAGUGGACGGCGCUUCCACCCAGGCGCUGCUUACGGUCUUGGUAAACCGGCUAUUGAGGGGGAACACUUUGCGAGGACAUGAGGAUGCUCCUCCGCCGGAGUAUGAUGAUGCGCCUGUAGGGUAG
Dacryopinax primogenitus is the source of this 1596-nucleotide messenger RNA. RefSeq lists its product as uncharacterized. The record is from RefSeq and is a predicted model, not a curated record. The transcript has 5 exons. The coding region runs from base 1 to 1596 and encodes 531 amino acids. Lineage: Eukaryota; Fungi; Basidiomycota; Dacrymycetes; Dacrymycetales; Dacrymycetaceae.